Messenger RNA from Sphenostylis stenocarpa, 1119 nucleotides. The record is from the annotation of a GenBank genome assembly. Lineage: Eukaryota; Viridiplantae; Streptophyta; Magnoliopsida; Fabales; Fabaceae.
AUGGAGAAGCAGAAAAGUGAGAAGGAGGGGUGUGUGAAUGUGAUGCUGUUACAAAGAAGUGUGAAGAAGCUUCACUUUGGAAGCUGGGAAGAGAAAGAGGUGGCAGCCAAGGAGAUUGAAAGCUUGGCUAAAGAAGAUGAGAAGGUGAGAGAGUUGGCAAGUGAGCUUGGGGUGGUCAGGGUGUUGGUUUCUAUGGUGGCUUCCAACGUCGCUGGCCGCCGCCGAGUAGGACUCAAGGCACUGAUCCAGCUAUCCAAUGGAAGUCACAAGAACAAGGCUUUGAUAGUAGAGGCAGGAAUGUUGUGCAAACUGCCCAAGAAAAAUUACCUUGAAGAUGAAUCAAUAAGUGAAUUUGCAGACUUGCUCGCUUCAUUGUCUUCUCUUGGAAACCUCCAAUUUCCUCAUUCUUCAUUACACUUUCUCCAAUUUCUCAUUGACAUUCUAAAGUCAUGUCCAAGUUUUGAUACAAAGCAAUCGUGUUUGGUAGCCAUGUCCAACAUCUCAGCUUUGUUAGAGAAUGCAAGGCCUUUGGUUUCUAAAGGUGUUGUACCUAUUAUCUUGAAACUGUCCUCAGAGAGAGGAACUUCAGAGAAAGCACUUACCAUCCUUGGAAACUUGGGGGUGACUUCAAUCGGAAAGAAAGCAUUGGAGAACAGCUCAAUGGUGCCAAAAUGCUUCAUUGAGAUCUUAUCUUGGGAAGAUAAACCCAAAUGCCAAGAGUUGUCAGCUUAUAUUCUGAUUAUUCUAGCUCAUAAAAACUUAACACAGAGGGAUAAAAUGGUAGAGUCAGGGAUUAUCCCUGUACUUCUUGAAGUAGCUUUAUUAGGAGGGAGUUUUUUAGCUCAGAAAAGAGCACUGAAAUUAUUGCAAUGGUUUAAGGAUGAACGCCAAGUACAGAUGGGGCCACAUUCAGGCCCACAGGCUUCAGGUGUUGCAAAUGAAUUACCUAUAAAUCGAAGAGACACAAAAGAAGGGAAGAGAAUGAUGAAGAGUUUAGUGAAAGAAAGUCUGCGUAGGAACAUGGAAAUAAUAUCUAAAAGAGCUAAUGCAGGUAGGGAUUCUUCUAAUGAGCUGAAGUCCCUGGUUACCAGCACAAGCUCCAGAAGUUUGCCCAACUAA